AUGGGACUUUUUUUUUUGUUUCAGUCUGACGCAAAUGCAAGUUACCUGAGAGCCGCUCGAGCCGGCAACUUGGAAAAGGCUCUUGACUACUUAAAAAAUGGAGUGGACAUCAACAUUUCAAAUCAGAAUGGGUUGAAUGCUCUCCAUCUCGCUUCCAAAGAAGGACACGUAGAAGUUGUCUCUGAACUGAUACAGCGAGGUGCCAGUGUGGAUGCAGCAACAAAGAAAGGAAACACAGCAUUGCACAUAGCAUCCCUCGCUGGACAAGCAGAAGUAGUCAAAGUCUUGGUUACAAAUCGGGCCAAUGUCAAUGCACAGUCUCAGAAUGGUUUCACUCCACUGUAUAUGGCAGCCCAAGAAAACCAUCUGGAGGUUGUUAAGUUUCUUCUUGACAAUGGUGCCAGUCAAAGCCUUGCCACAGAGGAUGGUUUCACGCCUUUGGCAGUAGCUUUGCAGCAAGGUCAUGACCAGGUGGUUUCACUGCUGCUUGAAAAUGAUACAAAGGGAAAAGUCCGUCUUCCUGCCCUUCACAUCGCUGCUCGCAAGGAUGAUACGAAGGCAGCAGCUCUGCUCCUGCAGAACGACCACAAUGCUGAUGUGGAGUCAAAGAGUGGGUUUACUCCUCUCCACAUAGCUGCUCAUUAUGGAAACAUCAACGUAGCUACAUUACUGUUGAAUCGGGGUGCUGCUGUGGACUUCACUGCAAGGAAUGAUAUCACACCUUUGCAUGUUGCAUCGAAGAGGGGAAAUGCAAACAUGGUCAAACUCCUACUUGAUCGAGGAGCUAAAAUUGAUGCCAAAACAAGGGAUGGGUUGACCCCCCUCCAUUGUGGUGCAAGAAGUGGUCAUGAACAAGUUGUGGAAAUGCUGCUGGAUCGUGGUGCCCCUAUUCUUUCCAAAACCAAGAAUGGUUUGUCUCCGUUGCACAUGGCAACACAAGGAGAUCAUCUAAACUGUGUUCAGCUUCUGAUUCAGCACAACGUGCCUGUAGAUGAUGUCACUAAUGACUAUCUGACUGCGCUGCAUGUUGCCGCCCACUGUGGCCACUAUAAAGUUGCCAAGGUUCUCUUGGACAAGAAAGCUAAUCCUAAUGCCAAAGCACUGAAUGGUUUCACACCUCUUCACAUAGCCUGCAAGAAGAACAGAAUGAAAGUAAUGGAACUUCUUCUGAAGCAUGGUGCAUCAAUUCAAGCUGUGACUGAGUCGGGCCUAACUCCAAUCCAUGUUGCUGCCUUCAUGGGACAUGUAAAUAUUGUAUCACAGCUAAUGCAUCAUGGAGCAUCACCCAACACUACCAAUGUGAGAGGAGAAACGGCGCUGCACAUGGCUGCCAGAGCUGGCCAAACAGAGGUCGUUCGAUACCUGGUACAAAAUGGAGCCCAAGUGGAGGCUAAAGCUAAGGAUGACCAAACACCACUGCACAUUUCUGCUCGACUGGGAAAAGCAGAUAUAGUACAGCAGCUGCUACAACAAGGAGCAUCACCAAAUGCAGCUACAACAUCUGGCUAUACACCCCUGCAUCUUUCUGCUCGAGAAGGACAUGAAGAUGUAGCUUCUGUUCUUUUGGAUCAUGGUGCAUCUUUAUCUAUCAUUACCAAGAAAGGAUUUACUCCUCUACAUGUGGCUGCAAAAUAUGGGAAAAUUGAGGUAGCCAAUCUCCUGCUUCAGAAGAAUGCAUCUCCUGAUGCUGCUGGAAAGAGCGGUUUAACACCACUGCAUGUAGCUGCACACUACGAUAAUCAAAAAGUGGCACUCCUACUGUUGGACCAGGGAGCUUCACCUCAUGCAUCUGCCAAGAAUGGCUAUACGCCACUGCAUAUAGCUGCCAAGAAAAACCAGAUGGACAUAGCAACUACACUGCUGGAAUAUGGUGCUGAUGCCAAUGCUGUAACCAGACAGGGUAUCGCCCCUGUACAUCUUGCCUCUCAAGAUGGCCACGUGGACAUGGUGUCAUUGCUUCUUACUAGAAAUGCUAAUGUAAAUCUUGGCAACAAGAGUGGACUGACGCCACUCCACCUGGCUGCUCAAGAGGAUAGGGUCAAUGUAGCAGAGGUUCUUGUUAAUCAAGGAGCUGCUGUUGAUGCACAGACCAAGAUGGGAUACACGCCUUUGCAUGUUGGCUGCCACUACGGAAACAUAAAAAUUGUUAACUUCCUUCUUCAACAUUCUGCAAAAGUUAAUGCCAAAACGAAGAACGGGUACACGCCGCUGCACCAGGCUGCGCAGCAGGGGCACACCCACAUCAUCAAUGUCCUGCUCCAGAACGGCGCGUCGCCCAACGAGCUCACUGUGAAUGGAAACACUGCCCUUGCCAUCGCAAAGCGACUUGGCUACAUUUCAGUCGUUGACACAUUGAAGGUGGUGACAGAAGAGACCAUGACUACAAUUACUGUUACAGAAAAGCACAAAAUGAAUGUACCCGAAACGAUGAAUGAAGUUCUUGAUAUGUCUGAUGACGAAGUUCGUAAAGCCAAUGCCCCUGAAAUACUCAGUGAUGCUGAAUAUUUGUCAGAUGUUGAAGAAG
This is a messenger RNA of Nestor notabilis (Kea), 2524 nucleotides long. Its product is annotated as ankyrin-3. Gene Ontology annotation, biological process: protein localization to plasma membrane. The record is from RefSeq and is a predicted model, not a curated record. Gene Ontology annotation, cellular component: neuron projection; plasma membrane. The transcript has 22 exons. NCBI's taxonomy places the organism in Eukaryota, Metazoa, Chordata, Aves, Psittaciformes, Psittacidae. The annotation marks the transcript as partial. Gene Ontology annotation, molecular function: transmembrane transporter binding; spectrin binding; cytoskeletal adaptor activity.